Saccostrea echinata is the source of this 1397-nucleotide messenger RNA. Its product is annotated as beta-1,3-galactosyltransferase 1-like. The transcript has a single exon. Gene Ontology annotation, molecular function: hexosyltransferase activity. Gene Ontology annotation, cellular component: membrane. The record is from RefSeq and is a predicted model, not a curated record. Lineage: Eukaryota; Metazoa; Mollusca; Bivalvia; Ostreida; Ostreidae. The coding region runs from base 92 to 1288 and encodes 398 amino acids.
UUGUGGAUCUUAUUUUUGCUGUCCUGAUAUCUGUGAAAAAAUUUGGACGUGUAAACCACUAUGGAUAAUUUUCACUGAAAAAAAAAUAAUUAUGGCGGAUUGCAAAUCAAUAACAGGAUUUAAUCGAUGUUUUCGUUGUUGUAAUGCCACAGCCAUGAUAUAUUUAACAGCGACAUUGUCUACACUUGUCCUGUUAAAUAUUAUCACUGCCUCUUCCCGUCUAAAUACAAUCUGGACAUUGAGCAAAGCAUUGAAUGAAGCUGUUUCAAAACUUAACAUGGAGUCGAGUGAAAUUCAUAACAAAAGUACUGAGGGAAAUCCGAAUUUAAAAAUUACAAUUUCUGUUAGAAGAGGACCCUCUACAUCUAAACAACUUCUCACAACCAAAGAAGUUAAAAUUAUGGAGAAAAAGGGAAACACAGCGAAAGAGAAACCAUCAAAUAAGGAGAGGCCUUUAAACUGCACUUCCUGUUUCCCGCACAAUUAUUCCUAUAUUUUGGACAAUGAAGAUAUUUGUAAACCUACAGAUACAAGUCAAACAGUGGAUAUAAUCGUGCUAAUUUGUACUAUCCACUCAAAUAGAGAGAGACGAAAGGCUCUCAGAGAAACCUGGCUUACUCAGACCAAGAAAAACGAAGGCAGCAUACGAUAUGUGUUCCUCUUAGGAAUGACCUCGAAUAAAAAACUUCAGGUAGACCUUGAAACGGAGAGUGCUACCCAUCGAGAUAUUGUUCAGGAAGAUUUUAUAGACAGCUAUAAUAAUUUAACUUUAAAAACUAUAAUGGGAUUUAAAUGGGCUAGCAUCAAAUGCAAAAAUGCUAAAUUUGUAAUGAAAACAGACGAUGAUAUGUUUGUGAGUUUACCAGCGUUAAAACUGGCUCUUAAGAAGUAUGACAGUGUUCUUCAAAGGUCAAUUGGGGGUAACUGUCGACUGAAUGAAGGCCCCAUUCGCCAAAAAGGCUAUAAAUGGUACGUUCCUAAAGAAAUGUACCCUCAAUCCAAAUAUCCGGGUUUCUGUUCCGGUACUGGAUAUGUCACUAGUAUGACUGUUGUCCAGAAAGUUUACGAUGUUUCCCGACAUGUCCCUUUCUUUUACUUAGAGGAUGUUUAUGUAGGUCUUUGUAUACACAGACUUGGUAUGAAGUUCACGCAAAUCCCCGGCUUUAACGCAGUACGUAUUCCGCUUGGUUGUAAUUACAAAAAUUCCAUUAUAAUCACUUCCCAUCAACUUGACCCAAGAUCUCUUCGUGAAGUGUGGAAUUUAAAGUGCAAUGAUACUAUAUUUUAACCAUAUUGUAUUUAGUCAUAUUUUUAAUUUUGAAUGUUUUUAUUAAAAUGAAUUUGUGAAAAUUCAGUCAUAUUGUAACAGUUUUAACAUAAGCUAGCUCAGAUUUACA